Lotus japonicus is the source of this 750-nucleotide messenger RNA. RefSeq lists its product as uncharacterized. The record is from RefSeq and is a predicted model, not a curated record. The transcript has a single exon. Lineage: Eukaryota; Viridiplantae; Streptophyta; Magnoliopsida; Fabales; Fabaceae. Bases 205 to 633 code for a protein of 142 amino acids.
ACUCUACUUUUCUUUUGUUUAUUAUUAUUUCUUUUGGUUGGAGGUGUUUCAAGACAGUUGUAGCUUCGUUUUCUUUGUCAUUACUCAUUUCCUCCUCAGCUACUCUCUAUUUCUCAUUAUCAUCAUCUAUAAAUGUUAUAUACACACCUAAAGCCCUCCAACUGCAACUAGAUACAACAAACUUCAUAUUCUUUCUCUGAAGAUAUGGCUGCUUUUGAGGGAAGACCGUUGGUGGAGGCAGGGGAACACGAAGAAGAAUUCAAUGAUCAACAAGAGGUUAGUAGUGGAUGUGCGUAUGGAUGCUUUCAGAGUUUCAGGUUGAGAUGGUGGCAGGGUAAUGAAGAAGGUAAGGACCUGCUGGAGCCAAGGGGAGAUUCCUGGGUGAGUAGCAAGUUGAGGAAGGUGAAGGAGGUUUCAGAAGUGAUUGCAGGUCCCAAGUGGAAGACAUUCAUUAGAAAGAUAAGUGGAUAUGGCAAGAAGCAGCAGAAGAACAGGUUUCAAUAUGAUGAACACAGCUAUGCUCUCAACUUCAGUAGUGGGGCUCAGAGUGAAGAUGAUGAUAUGCCUCCCAGUUUCUCAGCUAGGUUUGGUGCUCCUUUCCCCUCUGGGCGUCGCCAGAAUGAACUAUUAUGAGUCGUCCAUGCUGUUUCUGAAGAGAAUUAAUUGCUUAAAUUUGAUCACUUGUGAGUAUUUUACAACUGUAGGAUCAUCAAUCAUUCAUUCUGUAAAAAAAAUAUUCUUUUUCUUCAA